UUAUAAAACGGAUACGUUUGAAUACUUAUUUACCAUAUUUACUAGUUGGUCAACUUCGAUCAUUUUACUUGAUGUAGUUUUCCUAUUAACCUUUGAAUAAGACCUGAAGAAUAAAACAUUUGGUUUUUUACACAGUCGGUAACUCAUCUGUUGAUAACAAUUUUCAACUGAUUAAUUAAUAGCAGCUUUCUGUGAGUAGAUGGUACCGCUGUAUUUUGAUUAUAGAGAUCUUAAAUCUACACCAUAGUUUUGGGAGAUUUUUAAUCGUCAAUAACUUGAAAGCAAAGUUGAAAUCAUAAGUUACUUUCGAUUUUUAUUUUACCAUGACUUGUACAAUCACUCCCUAAAAUAUAUAUUACACGUAGUUAAACAUUAGGUAUAUUUAUAUAUUUUCAUAAGAAUGAAAGAUCAUUGAAGAGAUGUGAUUUUUGUGAGACAAAUUUUGAUUUCGCUUAAAUUUAAUUAAUAAGUGACUUCAAUUGCUUGGCAAGAAGAGUACAAUUAUCUGUCAGCAUGUGUUAAUUGUUGAUAUUUAUUUGAAAUAUUGUCAUGUCUAAAUAUUUACAAUGACAAAAAGUUGACAUAUCUUCACAAAGUUUUCUGUUGAAAGUUUGAAAAACAAUAAUCAAACAUGAAGCUUGAUGUGUACAAUGAUAUUGUGUCUACAAUACGAAAUUUUCGGGGUUUAUCAAAGGAUUGUCGUGAUGUAUUAAAACAAAAAUACAAAGAUGUUCCAGCAAAUACACUGUAUAGUAUAUUAUCCUUAGAUAUUCAACAUAAGAUGAAAAUCAAUCAUAGCAAAUUGUUUGGUAACAAUAGGAACUAUUACGAUACCUACAUGGAAGCUGUACAAAAUGGUAAACCUGUUGGCAUUUUAUUAAAACUGGCCAAGGAUAUUGGCGCACCCCCUGCAUUAUUAGCUAGGAAUGUUCUGGAAAAACAUUGUGAAAAACAUGAUCCCAAUGUUUCUAGAGAUGAAAUUAGUAAAUUAUUUAAAGACACCACACUGAUCCAGGACAAAGAUCUCUCAUAUGAAGUUUAUUUGUGUGUAUUAUAUGAUAAUUUGUAUGGACCCAUAGCAGAUGCUAUUGGACUGUCAGUUGGUCAGGAAUAUGAGUUAAAACUGCAGAACUAUUUAACAGAGAGAAAUCUUGCAUUUCGUAAUGAAGAACACUUGAGAACAAGAGGGUACGACAAAACACCAGAUUUUAAACUUGAAGUACCAAUUGCUGUAAACGGUUUUGUAAUUAAUUGGAUUGAAUGCAAGGCAAGGUUCGGCAAUAAAGAAAUCCACCACAAAUACAUAAAAACACAAUUUUUAAGUUAUUGGAACAGGUUUGGUCCAGGACUUGUAAUAUAUUGGUUUGGAUAUUUGGAUACCUUAGCCGAACCUAGUGAGAAGCGAUUUAUAAUCAUGGAUCAUUUCCCAGAUAAUAUUACAUACAUGGAUCCCGCUUGUGUCAAACCCACAACUUAAUUCCAUAUGACUUCGCAGAGAUUUAAAUAUUAUGUGAUAUUUGUAUGAUAAGGAAUUAAUAAAUGCAAUACAGUAUUUUUGAUA
Messenger RNA from Nomia melanderi (Alkali bee), 1561 nucleotides. Its product is annotated as CDAN1-interacting nuclease 1. Lineage: Eukaryota; Metazoa; Arthropoda; Insecta; Hymenoptera; Halictidae. The record is from RefSeq and is a predicted model, not a curated record.